Syzygium oleosum is the source of this 4670-nucleotide messenger RNA. RefSeq names its product autophagy-related protein 11. The transcript has 6 exons. Gene Ontology annotation, molecular function: molecular adaptor activity; protein kinase binding. Bases 1003 to 4479 code for a protein of 1158 amino acids. The record is from RefSeq and is a predicted model, not a curated record. Gene Ontology annotation, biological process: positive regulation of protein phosphorylation; autophagosome assembly; autophagy of peroxisome. Gene Ontology annotation, cellular component: extrinsic component of membrane; phagophore assembly site membrane; Atg1/ULK1 kinase complex. Lineage: Eukaryota; Viridiplantae; Streptophyta; Magnoliopsida; Myrtales; Myrtaceae.
AGUCGUGCCCUUAGAAGUCUACUUGGAAACUUUAUCGUGACUUCCCGUUGAAGCCUUCUCUUUCCCAUUAUUUUAGUGCCUCCCUCCCACCGAAGAAAUCCCCCCACCAAAUAAGGGGAAAAAACACUACAGUGUGUCGAUUUGAAGAACAAACGGCAGCUGAAGAAGCAACCACUUCCUCCUGCAGACACAACAUACGUAGUCCUCCAUCACAAGAGAGAUACAACCCACAAUCCAAAAUUUGUUCUUUUUUUCUUUUCUUUUCCUCCUCCUCCUGCUCCUCCUCCUCCCUUCAUCUUUGGUUCUUUUUUCGUUUUGUUUAUGUUUUCUUGAUGGAUAAAUAGAGAAGCAAACGGAAUACAGAGGGGUUUCGUGUGCCAAAACCUGGUGCUCUUAGCCAUAGGAAGGAAGAAAUUCCCACUCCCAAUCCAGCUCUUCACGUAAUUGCCCCUCAAGGGAAACCUCAUCUGCUCUGUAACCCUUUUCUCUGUCGACCCUUUUGCGGUUUUGAUCUGAUUGCUCGUCUCUUCUGGUCUUUUGCUCAUCGAGUUCGUUUUUUUUUAUUCUCUGGGGGGUGUGGUUCUUGAUCGGUCUGGGCUUCGCUGAAGCUGUUUGGAUCUCUUACCGCUGAUACAAUUGGUGGUAAUUUGGGGGGCAAUUGUGGUCUUGUGCGCGCCCGAGGAGGGUUUGAUUGGUGAUGGUUGGGGGAUUUACUGGGGUGUUCUGAGGAUUGUAAAAGUUUGAUUUUUUUUUGUUUCUUUAGAGUGUUUGGAUGUUGGGUGUGCCACAAUUCCAAAUCUUUUUGCUGAUGGCAUGCUAGUUGGGUAACAAUUCCUGUUGCUGUAUCUCAAAAUUGGGUUGGGUGUGUUCUCUCUCUCCGUGGAGGACUAGUUGUUUGCAGGCAUGAUCUGUGAGCCGUUGCUUUAAUCAUUGUCUCGGCAAAAGCUGGAGUUGCUUUAAUUGGAGACUGUGUGGUGUGGAGUUUGUGUUCUCCAUAAAAAGAUGAGUUCGAGUGUCACCGGGGGUGCGGUCCAUGAAGGCAAGCUUCUAGUGCAUAUUGCUGAAGAUGGGCACUCUUUUGAGCUUGAUUGCAAUGGGAACACUGCUGUUGGGGCGGUUAUGCGGUUCAUUGAAUCCGUUUCCGGGAUAAACUUCAAUGACCAGCUUGUCCUCUGCUUGGACACGAAGCUCGAGCCCCAGAGAUCGCUUUCGUCUUACAAGCUUCCGUCGGAUGGACGAGAGGUGUUCAUAUUCAACAAAGCAAGGCUGCAUAAUAAUUCUUUACCUCCUCCACGGGAGCAUGUGGAUGUCCUCGAAGUCACAGACCCUGCGACACCAUCCUCCUCGGAUGACCACCAUCCUCUGGAUGAUGCUUCUGAUCCUGCUCUGAAAGCUCUUCCUUCAUAUGAGCGGGAAUUUAGAUAUCACUACAAUUGUGGGAACGCCAUAUAUAGACAAACGCAGGCAAAAAAUGUGAUCUGUGAGAGGCUCUUGAGGGAGCAGAAGGUGCAAGAAAGGGCGCUGCAGGUUGCGAGAAGCAAUCUGGAACAAUACUAUAGAGUAAUUAACCAGAAUUACUCGGAAUUCAUGAAGCGCUAUUUGCAGCAGCACCAAGUCCAUUCUGAUCUUUUGGUGAAUUUCGAGAGGGAUUUGGGCAGACUUAGAUCAAUCAAACUUCACCCUCAACUGCAGACAGCAACACGGAAAUGCUUACUGGAUUUUGUGAAGGAGGAUCACUUGCGGAAGAUGGCAGAGAACUGUAGCAAUUCUCACAGGCAGUUUGAGAAUAGAGUUUCUCAGUUCAAGCAGACGUUUGGUGAAAUGAAGCGCAAGGUCGAGGACUUGUUUUCUAGCAAAGUCGCCGGUCCUGCCAGGAACUUGGAACUGAUGAUUAAGGAGCACCAACGUUACAUAAAUGAAGAGAAGAGUAUAAUGCAGUCUUUGAGCAAAGAUGUAAAUACUGUCAAGAAGCUAGUGGAUGAUUGUUUGUCUUGCCAAUUAUCUUCUUCUCUUCGCCCUCAUGAUGCUGUUUCAGCUUUGGGUCCUAUGUAUGAUGUCCAUGACAAAAAUCAUCUUCCAACAAUGCGAGCUUGUGACAAUUCAAUCCGUAAGCUGCUUGAAUUAUGCAAGGAGAGCAAGAAUGAGAUGAACUUUUUUGUACAUAGCUAUAUGCAGCGGAUAGGCUACAUAUCUUAUUUCAUCAAAGAUAUAAAGUUGCAGUUUCCUGUUUUCAAAGAGGCAAUGGCACGCCAGGACGAUCUAUUUAUGGACUUGAAGGUAGUACGUGGAAUUGGCCCUGCAUAUAGAACCUGCCUUGCUGAAGUUGUUAGAAGAAAGGCUUCUGUGAAACUUUACAUGGGCAUGGCUGGACAGUUAGCUGAAAGACUUGCAACAAAGAGGGAGGCUGAGGUCAGGAGACGAGAAGAAUUUUUGAAAGCACAAAGUUCAUAUAUACCUAAAGAUAUACUAGUAUCUAUGGGACUAUUUGAUAUGCCAAACCAGUGUGAUGUGAAUAUCAUGCCCUUUGAUACUGGUUUGCUGGAUGUAGACAUCACGGAUCUUGAUAGAUAUGCUCCUGAGUAUUUAGCUGGAGGUCUUUCUAGGGGGGAGAAGCAUGGAAACAUGAAAGGUUCAUUUUCCAUGUCUAGCGACAGUUUGAAUUCUGCAGAAUCAUUUUCCUCAGAAUUCCCUCAAGGUGCAGAGGAUUUGCCUGAGGGCAGUGAGCUGGUAGAGAUUGCUGGGACGAGCAAAAUGGAAGUUGAGAAUGUAAGGUUGAAGGCAGAACUUGCUUCUGCAAUUGCUAUGAUAUGCUCACUCCGGCAUGAAGUUGAGUUCGAGUCUCUUGAUGAAAAUAGUCGUGACAUGCUACUAAAGACUGCUACCGAAAAGACAGCCGAGGCCUUGCAUCAAAAGGAUGAGUAUCGCAAACAUCUUGAAUCUGUACUUAGAGAGAAGCAAUCGCAGUGUUCCUCCUAUGAGAAACGAAUUCAAGAGUUGGAGCAGAAAUUAUCUGAUCGAUAUUCGCUAGAACAGAAGCUUUCAACUGGCAAGGAUGCCUUUGAGUUUGAAAAUUCCGCAGGUGCAAAGGCUGAAGGAUGCAAGCUUGACACGAUAGGCAGUGGUGAAGUUCACAUGCCGUGCACAUCCACUGCUGAUUCUAUGGACGAGGUUUCCUGCAUUUCAAAUUCACUAAAUGCAAAGCUGGGAAUUUUUACAAGGCAAUCAGGCAAAGCUCGAGAAGGAGUGGAUGAGAAUAUGAUGGAUUCAUCUGGCUUGCUUCAAACGCAGUUGGAUUCAUCAAUGCAGGAGCCACACCGUGAAGAACUGCAUGUCAUUGAUAAUGACGAGAAGGAUAAAAUGCUGGGACCUUUAGGCAUGUCAUCGACAAACAGUUGUGCUGCUGAAAGCAUGCAUGAGCCUCUGAAUGUCUUGUCUUGUGAUGCAGUUGCUGAGGCAGGUUUAAAUGCCAAUGAGUGUAAUGAUCUCAUACUUGAAUUACGGAGUGCUCUGGCUGACAAGUCAAACCAAGUGAAUGAAACAGAAGCUAGACUAAAAGCUUCAAUGGAUGAAGUAGUCGUGCUAAGGAGAGAACUGGAAGUUAGACAGAAACUUCUUGAUGAGUCUCAGAUGAAUUGCGCUCACCUCGAGAAUUGCUUGCAUGAAGCAAGAGAAGAAGCCCAAACCCAUCUUUGCGCUGCCGAUAGGAGAGCUUCAGAGUAUAGCGCCCUUCGUGCAUCUGCGGUGAAAAUGCGCAGUCUCUUUGAAAGGCUGAGGACAUGUGUAUAUGUAACUGGAGGCGUUGCUGCCUUUGCUGAUUCCUUGCGUGCCUUGGCACAAUCCUUGGCCAAUACUGCAAAUGAAAAUGAAGAUGAUGGUAUUGCCGAGUUCCGAAAGUGUAUUAGGGUCCUUGCGGAUAGAGUUGGUUUCCUAUCUAGGCACCGUGAAGAGCUGCUUGAUAAGAAAUCAAAAAUCGAAGCUGCUAAUGAGCAGCUGAGGAAGGAGUUGGAAGAAAAGGAGGAGCAAGUUAAGACACUGUAUAAAAAGCAUCAGCUUGAAAAACAGGCAAACAAGGAAAAGAUAUCAUUUGGCCGCCUGGAGGUCCAUGAGAUAGCUGCAUUUGUGCUUAACUUGGCUGGGCACUACGAGGCUAUAAAUAGGAAUUGCUUGAAUUACUAUUUGUCUGCUGAGUCCGUGGCGUUGUUUGUGGACCAUCUCCCAAGCCGACCAAGUUACAUUGUUGGGCUGAUCGUACACAUCGAGCGCCAAAUUGUGAAGCCUUUGCCUUCUCCACACCGACCUGAGCAUAUUAGGGCAGAUCCUGUAGAUCAACUGACUUCUGACGCAGAGACUGACCGGCCGGCCUUGAGCGUUUCUGGGUCGACUGGAAAUCCAUAUGGUCUCCCUGUUGGCUGUGAAUACUUCGUAGUGACAGUAGCUAUAUUACCUGAUACUGCCAUUCAUUCACCACCCACUUCCUGAUCCCUGCUGCAGACAGAGACAGACAUGAUGGAAGAAAAUAAGUGUACAUAGGGGGAUGAUCGUUUUAACUGUUCAAAGUGGAAUUUGUCUUGGUGGGAGUUGUUAACUUGAUUAGUUUUCUGUACAGCUGAAGAAUUGAUUGAGUUCGAAUCUCCCAUUUGUACAUAAAGAUUAUUCCUUAGGUUUCUUUA